Microtus oregoni (creeping vole) is the source of this 2056-nucleotide messenger RNA. RefSeq names its product monocarboxylate transporter 8. The record is from RefSeq and is a predicted model, not a curated record. NCBI's taxonomy places the organism in Eukaryota, Metazoa, Chordata, Mammalia, Rodentia, Cricetidae. Gene Ontology annotation, molecular function: thyroid hormone transmembrane transporter activity; monocarboxylic acid transmembrane transporter activity. The coding region runs from base 200 to 1771 and encodes 523 amino acids. Gene Ontology annotation, biological process: transmembrane transport. The transcript is spliced from 6 exons.
AGAAGGAGAGGGCUCGAGGGACCGUCUGUCGCGGGACGGGCUGGCCAGCUUAGGCGCUGGGAGGAGGAGGAGGUAGGGGCUGAGGCAGCGGCGGCAGCAGUGCUCGGAGCGGCAGCAGCAGCAGUAGCGGCAGAAACAAGUACCAGACAGACAACAGCUUCUCCGGCUCCAGCAAGCCACAGUCAGUCCCCUGGCCGCGAUGGCGCUGCCAAGCCCGGCGAGCGAGGAAGCUGAGGGGCCCUGUCAGGAGGCAAACCAGGAAUAUCAGGAGCCGGUGUGUAGUCCGGUGCCCGAGCCGGAGCCCGAGCCUGAGCCUCAGCCCCUACCCGAUCCUGCACCCCUGCCUGAGCUGGGGUUUGAGGCUGAGCCCGUGCAAGAACCGGAGCCCACGCCCACAGUGGAGACCCGAGGCACUGCGCGUGGCUUCCAGCCUCCCGAAGGUGGCUUCGGCUGGAUAGUGGUGUUUGCAGCCACCUGGUGCAACGGCUCCAUCUUCGGCAUCCAUAACUCUGUUGGGAUCCUCUACUCCAUGCUACUAGAAGAGGAAAAAGAGAAAAAUCGCCAAGUGGAGUUCCAAGCAGCAUGGGUUGCAGCCCUCGCCAUGGGCAUGAUCUUCUUCUGUUCUCCCAUUGUGAGUAUAUUCACGGGCCGUUUGGGCUGCCAGAUCACAGCCACCACCGGGGCUGCUGUGGCUUUCAUUGUCCUCCACACCAGUUCCUUCACCAGCUCCCUAAGCCUGCGCUACUUCACCUACGGGAUUCUCUUUGGUUGUGGCUGCUCCUUCGCCUUUCAACCAUCACUCGUCAUCCUGGGCCACUACUUUCAAUGUCGCCUGGGUCUAGCCAAUGGCGUGGUGUCUGCAGGAAGUAGCAUCUUCUCCAUGUCAUUCCUGUUACUCAUAAAAAUGCUGGGGGAUAAAAUCAAGCUGGCCCAAACCUUCCAGGUGCUCAGCACCUUCAUGUUUCUCCUUACACUGCUCUCACUAACCUACCGACCCCUCCUGCCCAGCUCCCAGGACACCCCCAGCAAGAGAGGUGCCCACACCCUGCGACAGCGCUUUGUGGCUCAGUUCAGGAAGUACUUCAACAUGCGUGUGUUCCGCCAACGCACCUACCGCAUCUGGGCCUUUGGGAUCGCUGCUGCCGCUCUUGGUUACUUCGUCCCCUAUGUACACCUGACGAAAUAUGUGGAAGAUGAGUUCAAGGAAAUCAAGGAGACCUGGGUGCUCUUGGUGUGUAUUGGGGCUACCUCAGGCCUCGGACGUCUUGUGUCAGGCCACAUCAGUGACUCCAUUCCUGGACUGAAGAAGAUAUACCUGCAGGUCCUCUCAUUCCUGCUCCUGGGCCUGAUGUCUAUGAUGAUUCCUCUGUGCUGGGACUUCUGGGGCCUUAUCGUUGUCUGCCUCUUCCUGGGUCUAUGUGAUGGCUUCUUCAUCACCAUCAUGGCUCCGAUUGCAUUUGAGCUGGUGGGACCAAUGCAGGCUUCACAGGCCAUUGGCUACCUCCUGGGCAUGAUGGCCCUGCCAAUGAUCGCUGGGCCUCCCAUUGCAGGCCUCCUUCGAAACUGCUUUGGUGACUACCAUGUGGCCUUCUACUUUGCGGGUGUGCCCCCCAUCAUUGGGGCUGUAAUCCUCUUCUUCGUCCCUCUGAUGCAUCAAAAGAUGUUCAAGAAAGAGCAGAGAGAUUCCAGCAAGGAUAAGAUGUUGUCCCACGAUCCGGACCCCAACGGAGAACUGCUGCCAGGCUCCCCCGCUCCUGAAGAGCCCAUUUAAUCCCUCUGGCUUGCCAUCAUGUGCUCCUCCCCCACCCCACCCCUCCAUCCCACCCUGCUCAGCAUUUACAUUUUUGCCACCAGCACACUUGUUCCUAAACCUGUGCACACAGCAUUUCAGCCACCUGACCAUCUCCUCUGAGCCAAUGCUCUCAGUGUUCCAAACUCAUUAAGCAAAUUCUCCCCCAUGAAUGCCUUGAAACUUGCCAGGCCCUUCUCCCAGGAUCUGGGAAAAUGUGGGAUCACCCCCUGGCCUUUGGAUCCUCUCCAUACACUUUCUAGCCCC